Molecule: messenger RNA, 1801 nt
Organism: Macaca mulatta (Rhesus monkey)
Lineage: Eukaryota; Metazoa; Chordata; Mammalia; Primates; Cercopithecidae
Gene: ATOH7
Product: atonal bHLH transcription factor 7
Biological process (GO): axon development; positive regulation of transcription by RNA polymerase II; sensory organ development
Cellular component (GO): nucleus
Molecular function (GO): protein dimerization activity; E-box binding; DNA-binding transcription factor activity, RNA polymerase II-specific
Source: RefSeq, a predicted model, not a curated record
GCCCGCCCACCUGCCACCACCUGUUCCCUCCUUCAGCUCUCUGCUAUAAAUUCUCCUCCCUCCAAGACUCAUCCCGCACUCUCCGACAGCUACUGCGCUAAAAGCGCUCCUUCCCUGAGCUUCGGGAAAGAGUUCAUCUUCCUGCAAAGGAGUCUCAGGCUUUCCCAGAGGACUUGAAAGGCCUUCCUCGAACCAGCUACACCAAACUCUGCUGCAGAAGGUUUCCUUCUCUUUUUCAACUUCACGUUGAGAAAAUGACUUUCUCUUGAGCAUCUCAAUUUCCCCUAAAUUUGGGCAAGUGAAGAGAUAUCAGCCUGGUCAUCCAGUAGGACAGAAGGCCGAGUCCCGCACUCCGCCCUGUAAACUAUUUGAUUGCACGUGAGUUGCUUUGUUUAUGACUUAUUUGCUCAGAAGAGCCACGUUGGGAAGCGGCUCGAGAAACCAGCCCACGCGCAGGUCCUGAGCGGGCGUGCGUGCGAGGUUGGCGCCUCGCUGCUUGGCGCCAGGGAUGAAGUCCUGCAAACCCGGCGGCCCGCCGGCGGGAGCGCGCGUUGCACCCCCGUGCGCGGGCGGCGCCGAGUGCGCGGGCACGUGCUCCGGGGCCGGGCGGCUGGAGAGCGCGGCGCGCAGGCGCCUGGCGGCCAACGCGCGCGAGCGCCGCCGCAUGCAGGGGCUCAACACGGCCUUCGACCGCUUACGGAGGGUGGUUCCCCAGUGGGGCCAGGAUAAAAAGCUGUCCAAGUACGAGACCCUGCAGAUGGCGCUGAGCUACAUCAUGGCUCUGACCCGGAUCCUGGCCGAGGCCGAGCGAUUCGGCUCGGAGCGGGACUGGGUGGGUCUCCACUGUGAGCACUUCAGCCGCGACCACUACCUCCAGUUCCCGGGCGCGAAGCUGCCUGGCGAGAGCGAGCUGUACAGCCAUAGACUCUUCGGCUUCCAGCCCGAGCCCUUCCAGAUGGCCACCUAGGGCGCGCGCCUCCGCGGCGGUGGAUGCCCGGCAGCCGCUCCGAGCCGCGGCCCUGCCCCAAGUAGCCCAGAAGCCUCCGGCAGCCCCGGAUUCUAAGAAUGCGUUCCUCGAGGAAAAUCAGUCAAUUCUCAGAUUACCUUUAUUUGCAUCAUCAGACCUAUGGACGCAAUAAUUUAAUUGCCUUUCUUUUCCCCUCCUUCUAUUUUGUAGAUUUCAUUAAUGGAUCUUGUGAAUGGGUUGAUUGCUGUGGAAAUAAUGCCCCCUUUCCCCUUUUCUGGGCUACUCUGAGGGAAAACAAUCUUAGGAAAAAAAAUAGGAUUAGGCUAUUCUGUUCCAGUCCUCAGAGAAAUAAUCACUUUCUUAAACUUUGUGAGUUUGUCCUGUUCAGGUGAAGUUACGGUAUCCAUUACUUGUGUUUGCUCACAAUAGAGCUACCUUCCUGUUGUGUAAAUGCGUUUUUGCUUUAGUGCAUUGUGUGUGCAUGCAUGAAGUAGAAACACUUUUUUUUUUCGGGGUACAGUACAUGGGUAUCGGUGCUCUGUAUUUUUUUAAACUGUGUACACAUUAUUAUAGAUUUUAUAAAAUAUAAAUAAAAACGUGGAUUUGUUUUUCAUGCUAACUACCUUGCCAGUUUCCUGAUGGCGCUAAAGAACUCUUUGGAGGUGAUGAUAUAGAAUGCUUCCCUGAGCAAAGAUGUGGAAUGUUUAAACCUAAUAUGACCAAUAAACAAAUGUGCUGCUCUGUAGUACUUCCUCAAAAAGCUGAUGAGAGUACAUGUAAUUAAUUUGAACAUUUUCUCUGUCAACUUGUAAAUUUUUUGUUGAUUUUUUAAAA